GAGGAUAGAAGUGUAAGGAGGCAGCAUGCUUUUCAUUUAUUUUAACUUUCUACGUAUAUUUAAAAUAUCUAUGUGUAUGUGUGCACUUGCAUUUUUUAAUUAAUUCAUAAAUUAGUUCUAUUCAUUUCAUGGAUUAUGUUUCGUUAUGCAGGAUGAGUUUGCUAGCUUGCCUGCUAUUGUUCCAAAAGGUCCCAUUGCCAUAUUUGGUUUGGGUGGUGGAACUACUGCUUGGCUAAUGCUUGACUUGUGGCCUUCAUUGCAACUUGAUGGCUGGGAGAUUGAUGGAAUUAUAUUAUACCAUCUCAUUUUAAUUGACUUGUUUUCUGAAGGAAAAGUAUUGCCACAGUUGCAAGAGGUCAAUACUUGGUUAGAAUUGACUGAUAGAUUGAUGCCCAAGGGUCGUCUCACGGUGAACUGCGGUGGCAUCAAUGAAGUAUCUGUUGUGACAGAUGGAGUGCCUCGUCCUGAGACUUCUUCAAUUGAUGGCCACUGAGUGCAAAAUUCUACUAUCCAGGCACUACUGAAAGCAUUUCCGGAACAAUUGAGCUGGAAGAGAAUGCCUAAAAGGGAUGGUGAAAAUUACCUUGCACUA
Messenger RNA from Juglans microcarpa x Juglans regia, 592 nucleotides. RefSeq lists its product as uncharacterized. The transcript has 5 exons. Bases 146 to 493 code for a protein of 115 amino acids. The record is from RefSeq and is a predicted model, not a curated record. Lineage: Eukaryota; Viridiplantae; Streptophyta; Magnoliopsida; Fagales; Juglandaceae.